Acanthocheilonema viteae is the source of this 1812-nucleotide messenger RNA. The record is from the annotation of a GenBank genome assembly. Lineage: Eukaryota; Metazoa; Nematoda; Chromadorea; Rhabditida; Onchocercidae.
AUGUCUGGCCGUCGUAAGACGAUGCCAACAAGACUUUUGGAAACUGUGGAAACAUUUUAUCCAAUAACAGCUGUCGAAUCGAUACCAAGCACUUCAACUGCUAGUGGUGUUCAAACAGUUAAGGGUAUUUUAUUGAUGACGGAACCAACUACACCGAUGAAAAUGUCCACAGAAGAGCUUAUUUUGGACGAUAUUGUUAAGCAGGAAGAAGUGACUAAACAUCGUACUACAAACGAGUUCACAUCCGUUUCAUCACCUCGAAGACAGAUUGAUUCAUCGAAGAGCGAUUCUUCAAGCAUUUCUGAACAUACCAGCACGUCAGGUUCAGCCGGAGUGACGGAUAUCCCGGAUAUCUUGGCACAAACGGAACACGGAUGCCGUGUGCUAAUUGAUGGUCACGCACUGCGUGAGGUUCUUAACAGCGUUAACACGUAUGACGGCAAACGCGAUCUCGUACAAGAUCUUAUUCGGCAGCUGAAAGCUGUUAAAGAGCGUUUAAGUUGUGGUGAAAUACAUAUCAGUAAAGAGGAUAUUGAAGAGACAAGUCUCAAAGAUACGGACGAAUUGGUUGUGGAAUCUAAGGAACAAAACUGUUUCCAGAAAAUGUCAGCUGGUAACUUAGAUGAAUUGAUGCUUAGGCAACAAUACCUUAUCCAACAACAACAGAAUCAACAACGAUUGCUGGCCAUGGCAUCUGCCCUUCAUGUUGCGCAACAUUCCAGUGCUGUACGACUAGGCUGCAUGUUACCACCUGCAACAUAUGGACAAUUUCUGAAUGGAACGGCACUUGGGAACGAUUGUGGUGUCCUAACAGCGGCAACAGUACUUUCCCAAGGUGUCAACAGUCGAAUGAAUAAUGUGACCAAUCAUUUGGGAACAACGGGAGUUGAUUGCACUGAUAGAAAUGGUUGUGAAACACCGCUGAAUUUGAGCAAAGUUAAAUUGAAAAGGCUUGUUUAUUCCAAUAUUAUUUUUUAUUUUCCCAUAGAUCAUUCCAAGGCACGCAAAGUAUCAUUGCUAGAUAGUAAUAUCAAUUCAAAAGCAUCAAAUUCACCAUCUGAAAUUCUUAACCGAUUACCUUGCUCUUCGAUCUCACAUUCUUUUGCCUCUGAAACAUCAGCUUUCACUAGUCACUCACCAGGUUCAUCAGGCCAAAGCACACCUGGAGGUGUGAUGACCUCAGAGAGUAUUCCGGCUCGAAUUCCUGCCAAAUCACCGAACCAUAUCAAACGUCCUAUGAAUGCCUUCAUGGUCUGGGCACGUGACGAACGGAGGAAAAUCCUGAAGGCUUGUCCAGAUAUGCACAAUAGCAAUAUUUCAAAAAUCCUUGGAUCGAGAUGGAAAGCAAUGUCUAAUACUGAGAAGCAGCCAUAUUACGAAGAACAAUCCCGACUGAGCAAAUUGCAUAUGGAGCAACAUCCGGAUUAUCGUUACAGGCCUAGGCCAAAACGAACAUGUGUGGUUGAUGGAAGGAAAGUUCGUAUCAAUGAAUAUAAAAAUUUAAUGAGGAACAAAACAGUGGCAAAUCCAGUUGGUACCACUGGUUGCUCGUCUGCUACCAAUGAAUGGAGCAAUGAUGUUGAUCAGUGUGGGGUAGCUAUGAGUCCUGAAGUUGGCUCCGGCCAAUCUUUGGCAGUGAACACUAAUCCACUGUCAACAGCAACAGCAAUGGUAGUUCCCGAGAAUAGUAAUGGUACUACCACACAUUCUCCAUCAUUCUCAUCCGUCGAUUUUGCCAGUCUUAAUGGCGCCACCGUGCUCACCGAUUUAGCCCAUCAUCAUCAUUGCCAUAUGUUACAAACUGCUGAAUAA